AUGCCAUUGAUUAAUUCAAAUCGAUUACUUGUCAUUGCACUCUUACUACUUUUAACAUCGUGUUCAUAUAUACUUUACAGUAGACAUUUGUAUCUAACAACUUAUAGAAAGUUUAUUAUCGAACCUUCUCCAUCUCCAUCCUCUUCAGAUAAUAAUACAACCAAAACAUACAAUUAUAAACAUAAUUGUCAAAGUGAUAGUAAUACUUUAAAUAAUAAUCCAUUACAAUCAAUAUUUGAACAACCAAAUAGUUGUGAAAUAUUAAACGAAAAGGAAGAAGAAUCAAUGAGAUCGUUACGAAACUUGGCAAUGGAAUUGAUGAAGGAGGAGACUCCUUCUCGUACCAUUGAAGCACUUAGAAAAGAAUAUGGAAAAUACUAUAAACUAAAGCCAGAACGAUUAAACAUUCAACAUCAAAGUUCCUUUCUUCAAACCGAACUCGAUCAAGAGACCUACGAAUUUGUCAUGACUACUCCACGUUGGAACUCUCUCACCAAUACUCUCAACUCUUUGUUGAGCUUUUUCUACACUAAAACAGAUUGCAUGGGUUAUUUGGGAAUGGGUAACAUGUUUAUUCUAUCAACCGAUCAAUAUGGUCAAUUAUUUCAAUUAAAUUAUAAUAACAAAACAAAACAAAAUAUAAUUAAUAAUAAUAAUAAUCAAAAUAAUAAUAAUAUAGAUAAUAAUAAUAUAGAUAAUAAUAAUAUAGAUACAACAUCAGAUAUACUACAAAUGUCAAUGAAUAGUUGGGAGAAUCAAUUACCAUUGGCAAAUAUAACAAGUAGUUAUAUUAAAUUUGGAAGUUUAUUGGAUGUUGGUAGUGGGUGUGGAACUACGACGUUACAAUUGAAACCAUUGUUUAGAGAGGUGGCUGCUACAGAGGCAUCGGUUGGUAUGGUUUAUAGUCUUAGAAGAAAGGGUAUAGAUGCUUACUAUUGUACAGAUUUGGAUACGUUGGAAGAGAUUCGUGAUCGUCAGUUUGACGUCGUGUCGUGUCUCAAUGUGCUCGAUCGUUGCGAGCGUCCACUUUCACUACUUCGAUCAAUGAGACGAUUUAUAAGACCAGAUGGCAGACUCUUACUUGCCACUGUCUAUCCAUUCAAACCAUACGUAGAGUUUGGAGGCAACGACAACAAGCCAUUCGAACUAUUAAACAUUACCAACAAUUCUGUCGAGGAAUUUAUCAGUUCCAUGGUCACCGAAGUAUUGGAACCAGAGGGAUUCAAAUUACAAUCAUUCACCAAAGGACCUUAUAUUUCAGAAGGUGAUCAAUAUUAUGCCAACUAUGUUCUAGUUGACAUUGUUUUUGUCCUUACCCUCGGAGAUGACCCUAUUAUUCGUAGUCAAUCAUCUCUUGACGCUUCUACUUCUUCUUCUUUACCUCCACCAUCAGCAUCAUCAUUAAUGACUGAAAGUGAUAAUAUCAAAUAA
Cavenderia fasciculata is the source of this 1431-nucleotide messenger RNA. Its product is annotated as putative DREV methyltransferase. Gene Ontology annotation, molecular function: protein-L-histidine N-pros-methyltransferase activity. The record is from RefSeq and is a predicted model, not a curated record. The transcript has a single exon. Lineage: Eukaryota; Evosea; Eumycetozoa; Acytosteliales; Cavenderiaceae. Bases 1 to 1431 code for a protein of 476 amino acids.